AUAAUUGUUUGAAUUUCCGACAUUUAAGAGCUAAAAAAAUGAAGCGAUUAUUUUCUACAUGUGUUUUUUUAAUAUUACUUAUAAGUCUAAUUAAUUUAUCAGAAAGUCAUCUUCCCACUUCUUGUGGGAUAUGUUCAAAAUGUGAGGUAACUUGUGAAAAUCCUUGUCCAAUGGGUGAUAAAGGAGCCAAAGGUGAACCUGGUACAGAAGGAGAACCCGGAAACGAUGGACGUAGAGGGCCGGUAGGACCUCCAGGGCCAGCUGGACCGAAAGGUGAACCAGGUAUAUGUACUUGUCCUGAACAGAGACCAACUUAUGAUAAGAAAACCUACUAUCCUUCAAAAUUCCAUGGUCAUCAUGGCUAAUAAGUGAAUGACAAUAUCUUACAUAUAUUUUUUUUUUUUAAUUAAGUUUUGUGAAAUAAUAAUAAAUUUUUAAAAUAUAAUAAAUAAAUUUUGUAUAUCAA
Condylostylus longicornis is the source of this 466-nucleotide messenger RNA. RefSeq names its product collagen alpha-1(III) chain-like. The coding region runs from base 39 to 365 and encodes 108 amino acids. The record is from RefSeq and is a predicted model, not a curated record. The transcript is spliced from 3 exons. NCBI's taxonomy places the organism in Eukaryota, Metazoa, Arthropoda, Insecta, Diptera, Dolichopodidae.